CUGUUGACAUCUUGACAUAACUUUUUUCGAGUGGUUAUUGAAACCGGAGUGAAUACAGUUUUACUGCUUAAUAAUUUAGCAUUAAAUACAUGCUAUUUUUUUUUUAAUUUGACUCCAUUAUGUUGGAAAAAGCAGCAACUUCUGAAAAGCAGUUAUCAAAGGAAGAUUAUUUAAUUCUUAGGGCUAAGGAAGCCCUGGCAACUGAUAUUUAUGCUGCUAAAUCAUGGUUAAUUACUGCCAAAUCUUUAUUUCCGCAUAGUGCUAAAGUACAAUUUGAAGCAUACCGAGUAGAAAAACUCGCCAAAAAUGUUAAGGAAGCUGCAAAAUGUUUUAGUGAAAUCUUUCAAAAUUUUCCUGACGAUCGCGAUAUCUGGAAGGAAAUCGAAACGGUGACAGCAUGCCUGCGUUCGGAACAAAACGACCCAGAAUCCGAAUUAUUGUGCCAAAUGUUUCAGCAUAUUCCUCAGGAUUUGCAACAUCGUCUCCUAAUUAUGACGGCGGAUCACAGUGAAGAUACAAUGGAACACUGCAAACUUCUUCUCUUACUUUUGAGAAGAUUUCCCCAAACAAUCGCUUCGCAUGGUCCUCGUCUGGUCGAAACUUUACUGACCGCGGAGAAACACAGUCAUCCUGGACGAGCCGUGAACGGCUACCGUCGUCUGCUGGCCUGUGACGCUUUGCCACUGCUCGGUGCAGCUCCCGUCGAACUAAAUCCGCGCCUCAGUCUUCGUCUGCUCUACAAAGCCGUCGAAUUUUAUUUGGCCUACAUACAGCAGCCGCAGGACGCGCAAAUCCUGCAGCCCUGGGAACGACUCUUCCAGGUCGUCGAAUUGAUCGGCAAAAAGUUGGGAUGGGAGUUGAGUGCCUUUUUCUCGACCGGCUGGAAUCGCGAACUCUAUUCGGAGAAGUUGCAUCAGUAUGCGCUCACUCACAGCGCAGGCAUGUGUGACGAGCUUGUUGUCAGACAAUUACUCGUUUGUACGAUCGUCGUUCUUUUGAGGAUAUGGAACGAACAUUCGGCACUGAUCAGUGGAGGCGAAACUGUUUAUUGUCUCAUCGAGGCCUUUGGCGAACCGAAUCUAUCUGCAUCUGAGCCAAAAUUGAAAAAAAGAAAACGAGACGAGACGAUGAGCAUAGCGAUUACGAGUGACGGAGAAUAUAACGGAAGUGGACUCGCUUUGGGCGUGAGAUUAUGGGAUUUGUUGCAUGGAAGUGAAUAUUUAAAAAGGGAAACUUUGAAACUCAGCACACAAUUUCGACUCGAUCCCUGGCUGAAUUUAUUCUUAACAGAUUUAGCAAUUUAUAAAGGCCUGCACCACGAAUCUCUGGCCCGACUAGCUCAAGAACCAAACAAUUUGUGUUCUCAUCUUCGAUUUGCGAGCAGUUGUUUUUUCCUCAAAGAUUACAAGGGUAUGCUAGAAUAUAUUUCAAUGGUCUCGAGCGUUUUGCCACAAGUUCGUGGAAAAGUUUCGAGCAAUUUAUCGGUACCGGCAAUUCGACAUUUGCAUUAUCUGACGACCGCUCGAUUUCCGGUUUUGCAGUAUUGCUGCCGAUUACUUCUUACCGCCUUAAAGGAGAAUUUUGCAAUUCCGGGAGGGGUUGGAGAUUUAUCGAUAGGGCAUGCUUUAGUGCUGAUGCAAAUUGAUUGGCCGCAAGAAUCAGCAUUGCUUUCCGUAAUUACGGAAAUAAUCAAAAGUCGCGGAACCUUCAGUUAUCCCCUUUUCCAAGCCUACAUCAUUAACGUGGACAUUCUCGAAGAACUGACUUAUCUCUGGACUGAACACGGAGGCGGUGUUUCUCUUGAUAUUGGAAACAACUCAGGCAUGUUGCAAAAUCGCAGAAUUGCAACCCGAGGCGCAGACAAAGGAGUUCGGGAAGAGGUGAGACAAACGAUGAGGCGACAAGCAGCAAGAGAUGGUGUCGAAUUGCUGGACGAACUUUUGCAGAGAUUCAUACUUCACGAGAAAACAGCUAUUUUGCAUAGCCUCAUUCAGUGAAUUUCUCGAAAAGAUAGACUGAUUUCAACUUAAAAAUUUAAAAAAAAUCAUUUAUUUAUUGUUAAACUUGAACACUCCCAUAAUUAUUUAGACGAGAGCGUCAAAAAUAUUUGUAUAUACGUGUGUAAUCAAAAGUUUAUUAUACAAAUGUCCGAUAUUAAUAAUACACACGAGAGGACAAUAUUAACGUCACUAAUAAUUUGAUAUUUUCUUUCUUUUUCUUUUUUUUAAUAUAAAAUUACUUCGAAGUCCAUUUAAAAUAAUUUUUUUCAAACAAAAGUUAGUUAAUUUGGACAAUUAUUAACUUUUUUCUUCAUUAUUUUGCUGGAAAUUUUGUUAACAAUUUUUAAACAAAUACUAAAAAAUAAAAAAAUAAUUUUUUUCGCUCUAUUUUAAGUUCUCCAUUUUUCGGAUGUGAAACAAGUUGGAAUAUAAUGUUUUGGGGCAAUAAACAAAGUCGAUGUAGGACUUAUAAUUAUUUAGAAGUUAUAUUUUUAGAUGCUAGUUUGCUCCAUGAAAAUGCACCUUAACAGUUUUUAAAUAUAGGGUAAUAUAAAUAAAAUGUCCAAAUGUUUAUUGAAUAUAAAAAUGAAAA
Messenger RNA from Belonocnema kinseyi, 2592 nucleotides. It is a transcript of the gene IntS10, whose product is annotated as integrator complex subunit 10. Lineage: Eukaryota; Metazoa; Arthropoda; Insecta; Hymenoptera; Cynipidae. Bases 120 to 1997 code for a protein of 625 amino acids. The record is from RefSeq and is a predicted model, not a curated record. The transcript is spliced from 8 exons. Gene Ontology annotation, biological process: snRNA processing. Gene Ontology annotation, cellular component: integrator complex.